AUGGCUCCUCUACUCGUUCUUCUACUCUGCUUCGUGGCCGUAAUCAGUGCCGAAGAAGUGGAGAUUCACUCUCCGAGGACGACGCAAUACGGAGAUUGGCACGGAUGGAAGAGGUGUCCGGAGGGAAAGUUCGCGAAUUCGAUGCAGAUCAAGUACGAGGGGGACCAGCGGGGAGGCGACGAUACGGCACUCAACGCCGUCGCGCUCUACUGCGAUGAUCUUUAUUGGAGUGAGUCACUUUUUGAACUGACGCCUAGAGUGAACCUUUGAGGCGAGUACCGCAAGGAGCAUUGGAUAAUGAGCGGCGAGGGAAGUUACGGUAGCUGGCAAGCCGUCAAAUAUUGUCCGCCGGGCCAGGUGAUCAUCGGAUUCGCUCUCCGCUCCGAGCCGGACCAACGCGGCAACGAUGACGUGGGCGCGGAUAACUUUGCCGCCUACUGUGGCACUCCGAACGGCGAGAGAGCCCGCGGAUCGUACAUUCAAGGCGACACCGAACAAUGGGGAUCGUGGACCGCCGAUCAGUGGUGUCCUCAAGGGCUGGCAGUGUGCGGAAUCAACUCGCAAGUCGAGGGAAAUCAAGGCGGCCGCGACGACACGACCCUGAACAACGUGGAUCUGCUGUGCUGUCGGGCGCAGUCGGAUCGGCACGACACGUGCGACAAACCCAGCUACAAGUGGGUGCGCGUCGGCGAGUACGACAAUAGACGAGGCGCCGGAUCGGUUCAAGCCACGUUCACGCACAAAGUCGCGUUCGUUCGAACCCACGGCCGCACUGAGACUGUCGGAACUCAAGAGAAGCACAGUGUGAUGAACAGUACGUUCGCCCCACCAUUUUUCUGUAUUUUUCAAACGAUUUCCAAUUUUCAGAAGUCACAGCCGGGCUCACUUUCUCUGUCAAGGGAGUUUAUAAGGGAGUUGAAGGAACGGGCGGCGGAUCGAUCGGCUACGAGCACAGUACGACCAAGGAAACAUUGUCGACGUAUCAGCUGCAGACGAUGGUUCAGGAAGCGAUGACUAAUGAGCGAACGGUAGCGGUUUUUCUCGCAUUUUUGCCUCCAACACACACCCACACAUUUUGUAGGAGUCUGUGACGUACAACGUUCCCGCGUACAAGAAUGUGAUCGUCGAUCAAUUGUUCCUGACUUGCGGAGGCGUCGAAGUGAGACUCGCGAAGGUUCUUACCAGAAGUACUUAA
This is a messenger RNA of Caenorhabditis sp. 36 PRJEB53466, 1195 nucleotides long. NCBI's taxonomy places the organism in Eukaryota, Metazoa, Nematoda, Chromadorea, Rhabditida, Rhabditidae. The record is from the annotation of a GenBank genome assembly.